Laetiporus sulphureus 93-53 is the source of this 2289-nucleotide messenger RNA. Its product is annotated as glycoside hydrolase family 3 protein. Gene Ontology annotation, molecular function: alpha-L-arabinofuranosidase activity; xylan 1,4-beta-xylosidase activity. Lineage: Eukaryota; Fungi; Basidiomycota; Agaricomycetes; Polyporales; Laetiporaceae. Gene Ontology annotation, cellular component: plant-type cell wall. Gene Ontology annotation, biological process: arabinan catabolic process; xylan catabolic process. The record is from RefSeq and is a predicted model, not a curated record. The transcript has 4 exons. Bases 1 to 2289 code for a protein of 762 amino acids.
AUGGGCUUCCUCUCUGCGUUCGUAUGCGUCGCUUUGGCCAGUGGGGCCUUCGCUCAGGCUGCCUUCCCGGACUGUGUCAGUGGGCCUCUCGCCACCACAACAGUCUGCGAUAUCACUGCAAAUCCAGUUGAUCGCGCGGCCGCUUUGGUCAGCCUGUUCACCUUUGACGAAAAGGUUAACAACACUGGCAACACAAGUCCGGGCGUUCCUCGCCUCGGAUUACCGGCAUAUCAAUGGUGGCAGGAAGGACUGCACGGUGUCGCGGAGUCACCUGGUGUCUACUUCGCAGAGUCAGGACCGUUCAGUUACGCGACGUCGUUCCCCCAACCUAUCCUCAUGAGCGCUGCGUUCGACGACCCCAUGAUUUACAAUAUCGCGACGGUCAUCAGCACAGAGGCGCGUGGCUUCAAUAACAACAACCGCUCCGGGCUCGACUUCUGGACGCCCAACAUUAACCCGUUCAAGGAUCCUCGCUGGGGCCGAGGGCAAGAAACUCCGGGCGAGGACCCAUUCCACCUCCAAUCAUACGUCUACAAUCUGAUCACUGGCUUGCAAGGCGGAUUAGAUCCCGAGUACAAGCGGAUCGUCGCCACAUGCAAGCAUUUCGCCGCCUAUGACCUUGAGAACUGGAUGGGCAAUGUCCGCUACGGCUUUGACGCUAUAGUGUCCAUCCAGGACCUUUCCGAGUUCUACACGCGUUCGUUCAGGACUUGCGCGCGUGAUGCGAACGUCGGAGCGUUCAUGUGCUCCUACAAUGCCGUGAACGGUGUGCCGUCAUGCGCGAACUCCUACCUGCUGCAGGACAUUUUACGCGAGCACUGGGGAUGGACGAACGAAGACCAGUGGGUUACCUCCGAUUGCGAUGCCAUUGAAAACAUCUAUCAACCGCACUAUUACGCUCCCACUCGUCAAUUGACCGUCGCAGAUGCUCUCAACGCUGGUGCGGAUCUCGAUUGUGGCGAGUAUUAUCCCUUGAACCUCGGCUCUGCUUACGAGGAAGGCUUGUUCAACGUCUCCACUCUCGACCGCGCUCUCAUCCGGUUGUACUCAUCGCUCGUCAAGCUUGGCUACUUCGAUCCCGCCGAGAAUCAGCCAUACCGAAGCAUUGGCUGGGAAAACGUAAGCACUCCCGCCGCUGAGGAGCUCGCCUAUACCGCCGCUGUCGAAGGCAUUACACUUCUCAAGAACGAUGGCACACUCCCCCUUUCCUCGUCCAUCAAAUCGAUCGCUUUGAUUGGUCCUUGGGCCAAUGCGACGACUGAGAUGCAGGGUAACUAUUAUGGAGUGGCGCCCUAUCUCAUCAGCCCGCUUAUGGCGGCGGAGGCGGCUGGCUACACCGUGUACUACGCCACAGGCCCCGGCAUCGACGAUCCAACGACGUCGUCCUUCCCUGCUGCCUUUGAAGCCGCUGCCGCCGCAGAUGCGAUAAUUUAUGCCGGUGGUAUCAAUACGGACGUCGAAGCGGAGGGAAUGGAUCGCUAUACGCUCGACUGGCCGGGCGUUCAGAUUGAUUUGAUCGACUCACUCUCGCAGUUCGGAAAGCCGUUCGUCGUGCUUCAGAUGGGCGGUGGCCAGGUAGAUGACUCGUGCAUGAUCCCAAACGCGGGCGUGAACGCGAUUAUCUGGGGAGGGUAUCCCGGGCAGAGCGGUGGCACCGCGCUGAUAGAUAUCAUCAUGGGCAAGGUCGCGCCUGCAGGAAGGCUGCCCAUCACACAGUAUCCUAUUGGCUACGUCUAUCAAAUCCCGAUGACAGACAUGUCACUGCGCCCGAGCGCGACGAGCCCAGGCCGUACGUACAUGUGGUACACCGGCACUCCUGUCUUUCCUUUCGGUUACGGCCUGCACUACACGAACUUCACUGCGUCACUCUCGGAGUCCUCGGCGUCAUCGUACGACAUCUCAACGCUCGUUAGCGGCUGUUCUGGCUAUGAGCACCUCGACUUGUGCCCCUUCGCCUCGUACACUGUGAACGUUACGAAUACGGGCAACAGUGUUUCAUCAGACUUUGUUGCGCUCCUGUUCGUCGCCGGCGAGCAUGGACCAGCACCAGUGCCUAACAAAGUCCUCGCCGCGUACAGCCGCCUCCAUUCCGUUGCGCCACUGUCGAGCCAGACCACCACGCUCAACCUCACUUUAGGGUCCCUUGCUCGGGCCGACAGCUACGGCAACACGAUUCUAUAUCCCGGAGAGUAUGAUUUGGUCCUCGACGUCGAUGCAAAAUCGACCGUAAGCUUCUCACUUACCGGAAAUGAGUCAGUGUUGGACUAUUGGCCCCAGCCUACAGCUUGA